AAGAACACAAACACACAGUUUAAUACAAAACCUAUAAUAAAUUUAAAAGAUGAAUGCCACAAAGUUUUCUGUGCUUCUCGUGAUUGGCGUUCUGUUUGCCAUUGUCACCGCAAGGCCGGUCGAAAAAGUCUCCAAAGAGACCAAAUUAGGGACAUCUAUGUCAAAAACUGCUAGCAAAGGCAUUGGAGCUGAGCUUUCUGUUGUGGCCGGAACUAGAAGCGACAGUAGUGGCUUUAGCUAUGCUAGUGCUACUAGGAGUCCCAAAGGUCCACGCGCCGAUUCAUACGGAAGUGGCUACACAGGUACCAGCGGAGCUGUCUCUGCUCAGGGUCGCAACGCAGACGCUGCUUCUUCCAGUGGUUCUAGCGCUCAAGGCAAUGCUGCAGCUGCAGCAAAUCGCAAUGGUGCUGCUGCCCGUGGAGACGGUUCCGCAGGUUCGGCUUCCACUGCGAGGGGCCGCACCACCGACAAGAAGAAGAAGAAGAAGAAGAAGAAGAAGAAGAAGAAGAAGAAGGACGGCAAAGAUAAAAAGAACUGAGCUUGAGGUGAUCUCAUCAUGCUUAUUGCUCAAACCUCUCUUUAUAUAUAUUCUACAAACUCACAAUCUCUUUUGUAUUCAUAAAUAAAACCAGAGAUUGUCACCUUUAAUUAUUAUCAAAUUAAUGCUACUCUUCUGUGUAA
This is a messenger RNA of Camelina sativa (false flax), 681 nucleotides long. RefSeq names its product UPF0540 protein At1g62220. The record is from RefSeq and is a predicted model, not a curated record. Lineage: Eukaryota; Viridiplantae; Streptophyta; Magnoliopsida; Brassicales; Brassicaceae.